Humulus lupulus (European hop) is the source of this 2028-nucleotide messenger RNA. RefSeq lists its product as uncharacterized. The record is from RefSeq and is a predicted model, not a curated record. NCBI's taxonomy places the organism in Eukaryota, Viridiplantae, Streptophyta, Magnoliopsida, Rosales, Cannabaceae. The transcript is spliced from 4 exons. The coding region runs from base 1 to 2028 and encodes 675 amino acids.
AUGGUAGAAGAUAGUCAAUUUGUCCACUGUCAAGUCCGUAUGGAUGGGUUGAGGUUUCCUUUCUGUGUUUCGUUUAUGUAUGGUCGCAACACAGUGGAGGAAAGGAAGAAACUAUGGCACAAAAUUCCUAUAUGUACAGCUGAUAGUUGGAUUGUAAUGGGAGACGUUAAUGCAGUGUUUAAGGCUAAUGACAGGGAUGGUGGUAAGCCUAUUUCUAAGGCUGAGAUUGUGGACUCUUCCCAAUGGGUUAAUAAUUCUCAGCUUGAGGUGCUUAAACAAACAAGUUCCUUUUUUACAUGGACGAACAAUCAAGAAGGCCAGGCUCGUAUUUAUUCAAAAAUUGACCAUGCUUUUGCUAAUGAGAAAUGGCAGGACUGCUUUCCUACUGCAACAACAGUUUUCAAAUGGGAAGUAAUUUCUGACCAUUGUUCUUGUACGAUCUCUAUUCAGUCUAAGGAGUUUCUGGGGGUCAAACUCUUUAGAUUCUAUAAUUUAUGGGCUGACCAUAGGAGGUUCAAAUCAGUGGUUAUGGAUAGCUGGAACAAAUUUUCUCAUGGGACUGGCUUAAGGGCGCUGUUCUAUAAGCUGUUAAGGCUGAAACAUCAGCUGAAACAGUUUAACAAAGAUCAAAUAGGAGAUAUUGGCUUUCAAUUUCAAAAGGCUAAAUCUGAUUUUCAGGAGGCUCGUUUGCUUGCUCAGCGCUUUCCUGGUGAUAUAGCUCUCCAGAAUACUGCUAAAACAGCUGCUGAAAUUUUUGGCAGAAAAGAUCAGAUGUAUCAUAGUUUUUUGAUGCAGAGAAGUAAGAUUGAUUGGAUUAGGAAGGGAGACUCUAAUACAGCUUAUUUUCAUGCCUACUUGAAGAAAAGACGAGCUGAAAACAGAAUAGCUUCAUUUAUAAAUGAACAAGGCAGCUUGGUGGAUAAUUUUUCUGAGGUGGUUUCUCAUUUUUUGAACCACUUUAGGAGUAUAAUGGGAAGUCCUAGUUCAGCUAAGCAGAAGAUUAAUACUCAUUGUAUAGCUCUCGGUCCCAAACUGAAUAUUGACCAGCAGCCCUCCUUAUUAAUGCCUUUCUCUCAUCAGGAAAUUCGUACAACUAUAUUCAGCAUCCCUUGCAUAAAGUCUCCUGGCCCGGAUGGUUUUGGAUCAGGUUUUUUCAAGGACCUUAUCAAGAAAUAUGGGAGAUCAGCUGCCUCCGCAAGGUGUGCUAUUAAAAUAGAUAUUAGCAAAGCUUAUGACACUGUUGACUGGUGGUUUGUUGGUGAUCUUUUAUCUGAGUUAUGCUUCCCUGAGAAAUUUAUAAAGUGGAUUAUGUCUUGCCUGACAAAUACUUCCUACUUAUUUCUCAUGAAUGGAAGGGUUCAAAAUGAUGUACUUUUGUUUUGCAAAGGCAAUUUAGCUUCGGUCCAGGUGCUAAGGGAAGCUCUUGAGGAAUUCAGUUUAGUGUCUGGGUUGGUAAUCAAUACUAACAAGUCUCAUGUUUAUUUUGGAGGGACUCCAGCUGAUCAAAGGAAUUAUUGGAUGGGGAUAUUCAUUCUUCCUCAGAGCAUAAUCAAGGAUAUUGAAAAGUUAUGUAGAAGCUUUCUUUGGGGAGUUAAUGGGAAUAGAAAUAAAAUUCACUUAGCUUCUUGGAAUAAAGUUUGUCUCCCUAAAGCCUAUGGUGGUCUUGGUUUUAGGAAUGGUUUAGCUUGGAACAAGGCAAUUUUUUCCAAGUACAUAUGGGCAAUCACUGAGAGGCCGGACUUGCUGUGGGUUAAAUGGAUUAAUGCAGUCUAUUUGAAAGGGACAUCUUUCUGGUCUUAUCAGGUUUCUCAAGACUCAAGUUGGUACUGGAAAAAGCUUUGUAAACUCAGGGAAGUAUAUACUUUUAGGGAGAUUUUUGCAACGGGUUAUACUGGGAAAUUCCAUUCGGCUCUGCUACAUAAUAGCUCCCUUUGUCAGCAACAGGUUGGGUAUCACAGAGCAGUUUGGUGUAGGCUAUCUGUUCCUAAGCAUCGUUUUGUGCUUUGGCUAUCUGUUCCUAAACAUUAA